CAAGCUGUCUAAGGUCGUCGUCUUGAUAGCUCCGGUCCCACCUCCAACCAUAACCACUCUUUCGUUCCUUCCUUCCUUCUCUUGGGCGGUACGAGUCUGCGAGCUCUAAGUAGUAUCUCUCACUCUCAAAAAAGUACGCCACGCCCUCUACAGCAUUAUCAACGAAAUGAUAAAUGGGUAAGGCCAGCAGAUGGUUCCGCGCGCUUUUAGGAUCCAAAAAGUCGUCUCCCGGAUCGCCCAAGGCCAAGAAGAGCAACGCCAGGAACUCCGGUGGUGUCACCCGGGGGACCCACUCUCACAGGAACGGCGGCGAUGCGUCGGCGCCCAAAUCGCACACCUCGGACGCUAACAAGCACGCAAUCGCUGUUGCCGCAGCCACUGCCGCCGUGGCCGAGGCUGCUCUUGCGGCGGCUCAGGCUGCCGCGGAGGUUGUGAGGUUGACCAGCGGAAAUAGACCCGCCGCAGCCUACGUCAGCAGCAGCUUUGAUCGCCGCCGUGAAUGGGCUGCCGUUAAGAUACAAUCCGAGUUUCGAGCUUAUCUGGUUCGCAAUUAAGCGUAAUAGAUACACACAGUUGCAAUUAUAGGGAGUACUAAUUAACUAUGUAGUGAUAAGUACUAAUUUCAGUAUAGUAUGAUAAAGAUUUGAUUUUUAUGCGUGCAUUCCAUAUCUGCAAUCGCUUUAAUUUCGAUACUAAAUAUUGCAGUUCAAUUUUGAUACUAUAGCUAGCCUAUAACACCCUAGCUAGCUAGCUAGGGUCUGUUGUUUUGAUACACCGCACUGUAGUGCUGCGUACUAGACAUAUAUAUGUAUGAAAGCAUGGAAUGGUUUGAGUAGUUA
Messenger RNA from Cuscuta campestris, 839 nucleotides. The record is from the annotation of a GenBank genome assembly. NCBI's taxonomy places the organism in Eukaryota, Viridiplantae, Streptophyta, Magnoliopsida, Solanales, Convolvulaceae.